Molecule: messenger RNA, 176 nt
Organism: Candidula unifasciata
Lineage: Eukaryota; Metazoa; Mollusca; Gastropoda; Stylommatophora; Geomitridae
Source: the annotation of a GenBank genome assembly
AUGGAAGCAGUUACUGUGAAUCAUUUCAGCAUCAGCGAUUUAACCACAGAAGAGCAGCAGUUACUUUGGAGUAUCCAAGAGAGGAAAAAACAGCUUAUCUUGGAGAUACAGGAGCUGAAGAGAGAUAUUGAAGAUGUGACACACGAACUGGAGGGACUGGACCUUGUAGAGGACAG